AUGUGAACACUUUUUCACAAAGGCUGAAAUUCAAGAUGGAUGCUAAGUAACUCGACUGAACUCGAAAUAUCGAUGUGUAACGAUACAUAUAUAUAUAUAUACAUAUGUACAUAUAUAUAUAUAUAUACACUACCCAUACACAUAUUUAUAUAUUUUAUAUAUAAUAUAUAUAUACGUACAUAUAUAUAAGGAUAUACAUGAAUGUACAUGCACUCCCUAGCAUGUAACUUUUCUAAGGUUUUCAUCUUUCCGAAAACUUAUUAAUGAGUUUAAAAAUAAACCAAUGUAACAUAUUAUAUUACAUGAACUAUGUAAACGAAAACGUAACGAAAUAAAUGUUUACAUUUUUGAACACGUACUCAAAAUGUUAAUAAGGUUAAACGUCGACGUGUCAGUAAGAUAGUUAUUUGAAUUUUUUCAUACUGGCUUGUCACAUAAUGCUAGCACACAGUUAUUGAACAUUUUCUAUUUCCAAAUAUUUUAAAACAAUUUUAGAAAUUAAAGUAGCAAACAACAUAAGGAUCACAAAAAAGUGUUAUAGUAUUUAGGUAACAUUUACGUAUUUUAACUUUUGUGAAUAAUGUCAUGGAUAAGAGAGAGUACUUUUACAUGGUUUCAAUUUUUGGCUACACAAGUUUUAAAAGCUGGACAUAUUCCUAAACAUGUAGCAUUUAUAAUGGAUGGUAACAGACGUUAUGCGACUAAAAAUGGAAUGCAAAAAAUACAAGGACAUUCAAAAGGAUUUGACAAAUUUGCUGAAACUCUACAAUGGUGUAGAGAACUUGGAAUAGAAGAAGUAACAUUUUAUGCCUUUAGUAUUGAAAAUUUUAAACGAAAACAAGAAGAGGUAAAUGGUCUAUUCAAUCUUGCAGAGCAAAAAUUUCAAAAACUACUGGAUGAAAAAAACACAGCAAGAAAACAUGGUUUAUGUGUUCGCAUAAUUGGUAACUUGUUAUUGUUACCUGAAAGUAUACAAAAGUUAAUAGCAGAAGCUAUGAUAUUCACCAAAGACCAUAAUAAAGCAUUUCUUAACAUUGCAUUUGCUUACACAUCAAGAGAUGAAAUUACAAAUUCAAUUAAAGAUGUAAUUAAAGGUGUUGAGGGUGGUGAUAUUCUUCUAGAAGACAUCGAUGAACAUCUAAUUUCCAAUUGUUUGUACACAAAUAAUUCACAGAAUCCUGAUUUAUUAAUUCGUACUUCUGGUGAAGUUAGAUUUAGCGAUUUCCUUAUGUGGCAAAUAUCGAAUACAUGCAUUUAUUUUAGUAAUAUACUGUGGCCUGAAUUUAAUGUUUGGGACUUUCUUAAUGCUAUAUUUUAUUACCAAAGAUGCUAUUCUGACAUACAAAAGAUAAUGAAAAUACAGAAUGUGAAACCUGCUAUAAAAAAUGGCAGACAAUCAGCAUACAUAGAUAAGUUACGCAAUGAAAGGCAAAUGUUACUCGAAACAAUAUACCCUUCAAAUAUGUAAAUAUAAUGUGCUAAAUGUACAUUCAGAUAAAAAUGAUUGUAAUAUUCAAAUCUACAUAAAUAUAGGGAGUGUAUAUUUGUGUAAACACAAUAUGUUCCUUUAUAGAAAUAUUUAUUGUGUAUAUACUUUAAAACUAUUUUCAAAAUAUAGAUUUUUUCAAGUUUGCUAAAUUGUACGAAAUUGUUAAAAUGUGUAUAAAUGUGUAACAAAUUUGUAAAGAUCUGUUAUAUUCUUAUAAUGAAAUUUAUUAUACAUAUAUAUAUAUAUUUUUGUGCUGUGUGAAUUUCUUCAGGAAAUGGGUACUAUACAUGUAAGAUAAAAACUCCAAAUGAAA
This is a messenger RNA of Nomia melanderi (Alkali bee), 1802 nucleotides long. RefSeq names its product Dehydrodolichyl diphosphate synthase subunit (gene Dhdds). NCBI's taxonomy places the organism in Eukaryota, Metazoa, Arthropoda, Insecta, Hymenoptera, Halictidae. Gene Ontology annotation, molecular function: ditrans,polycis-polyprenyl diphosphate synthase [(2E,6E)-farnesyl diphosphate specific] activity. The record is from RefSeq and is a predicted model, not a curated record. Gene Ontology annotation, biological process: polyprenol biosynthetic process. Gene Ontology annotation, cellular component: dehydrodolichyl diphosphate synthase complex; endoplasmic reticulum.